AUGGUCGUUGUAGAUCGUUUCUCAAAAAUGGCCUAUUUCAUCCCAUGCCAGAAGAACAACGAUGCUAUUCAAGUAGCAGACUUGUACUUUAAGGAGAUUACGUUAUGGAAGAAGAUGGGAACUAAGCUCCAGUUUAGCAGCACUAGUCAUCCCCAAAUAGACGGUCAAACUGAAGCUAUAAAUAGGAUUCUUGGUAAUCUUCUUCGUAGUUUCGUGGGGAAGAAUUUAAAGCAGUGGAAUCUUAUCUUGCUCAAUCCACUAGACUUGAGCCAUUCACUUGAUAAGCAGCAAUAUAGCUUUGAUGUUGACCAAAGGGCUAAGGAAAUUAAGAAGUUGCAUGAGCAAGAAGGAUUUCCUAAACAGCUAAACGCCAAGUUGUCCCUAAGAGCUGAUGGUCCGUUCAAGAUAAUGCAAAGGAUCAACAAUAAUGCUUACAAAGUGGAAUUACCUAGUUCUUAUGGUGUAUCUGCCACCUUCAAUGUUGCUGAUUUAUUCCCUUACAUUGACGAUAAUGCCAAAUUUGACUCGAGGGCGAGUUCUGCUGAACCUGAAAAGGAUGAAACGGACUGA
This is a messenger RNA of Prosopis cineraria, 570 nucleotides long. RefSeq lists its product as uncharacterized. Bases 1 to 570 code for a protein of 189 amino acids. NCBI's taxonomy places the organism in Eukaryota, Viridiplantae, Streptophyta, Magnoliopsida, Fabales, Fabaceae. Gene Ontology annotation, molecular function: nucleic acid binding. The record is from RefSeq and is a predicted model, not a curated record. The transcript is spliced from 4 exons.